Molecule: messenger RNA, 2088 nt
Organism: Monosiga brevicollis MX1
Lineage: Eukaryota; Choanoflagellata; Craspedida; Salpingoecidae
Exons: 14
Coding region: 1-2088 (695 amino acids)
Source: RefSeq, a predicted model, not a curated record
AUGCACGCCUUGCUCCCUACCACAAAGCUAGCUCGACAACCCCGGCACUGCCACCACCCCAUUGCCGCCUCUCGUCUCGGUAACGCCCGCUGUCUGAAGAGAUUCAAAUUAGCCAGUGAGUCACCCCCUUACCUUUCUCUCUCUCUCUCUCUCUCUCUCUUUCUCAACCGACCAGAGCAAUUCAUUUCUCUCUCUCUCUCUCUCUCUCUCUCUCUCUCUCUCUCUCUCUCUCUCUCUCUCUCUCUCUCUCUCUCUCUCUCUCUCUCUCUCUCUCUCUCUCUCUCUCUCUCUCUCUCUCUCUCUCUCUCUCUCUCUCUCUCUCUCUCUCUCUCUCUGAAUCAAUUGUCAGCACAUGUUGAGACCAUCUUCUACAACCCUGAUCGGCCUCUCGUGGUCCAGGAAAAAGUUGAUGGCGCUAAUCUGGGCUUCUCCCUUGCCCCUGACGGUCGGGUGCUGGCACAGAAUCGAUCCCACUAUGUCAACAGCAGCACCCACGCCCAAUUCAAAACGCUGGAUGCUUGGAUUUCAGCGCACAUUGAAGACCUGUACGCUGUUUUGGCCCCGCCCACGGGCGAGCGUCGGGUUUUGUACGGCGAGUGGCUUUAUCUGCGCCACACCGUUGCCUACGAUCGCCUUCCAGACGUCUUCCUGGCCUUUGACCUGCUUGAUUUGCAUACUGCACGCUUCCUGAGUCAUGAGCGCUUUCAAGCUGCUCUUGCCGAUACAUCUCUGCAUACCGUGCCCGUCCUUUAUCAGGGACGGGUGGCCGGAGAAGAGGCCGUGCGCGCUCUCUUGGACCACCAAUCACACUUCUCCCCGCACAAAGUCGAAGGUCUCUACUUUCGUUCUGAACAGGACGGAUGGCUCCUACAUCGGGGCAAGGUUGUUCGCCCUGAUUUUGUACAGGCGCUUGGUAAGCGCUGGGAGGCCAAGGGCAUUGUGCGCAAUGAUACAACUGAACACUCAAACCUGGCUUCCGAAGAUCAGGUGUUUAACCAGACCUAUAAGAUUAAGAUGCUUACAGCCCAUGAGAACAUGCGGCAACGACAAGCAGCCUGUAUCUUGCGGCUGCGUGCACCAACAAAGAACAUGGCCACUCACGAGCCUUUGCCCCCACCGCAUCAUUACGACUACGGCGAAGAUGACGUGGUUCGGGCGCUGCCCGCCAACCUCUUUCAGAACAUUGGUGCAGAGAGCAGUUUGCCAUGGAGCGGAAGCCAACUUUUGAUAGCCGAGGGACCAGUCGCUUCAUUGGCCGCCAUCUGCAGUCUGGGACUGGAUGAAGAGGCUAGCCCUGUCCAGUUCAAAGCGCGCAUUCACGUGGCUGACCGUCUUGAUCCGGUGGAAGUAGAGGCCAAACUGUAUCAGACCAGUGACAACGGCAUUGCUUGCUUGGUGGAUACUGCUUUGCCCCUCAGUGCUGCCCGCGAGUGGAUGCAACAGUUGGCCCAGCGAGUGUCCGUCCCACGCGUCGUAGUCGUCACGGAAGCUGAUCUUCACACUUUCCUAGCUGCUGAUGAUGCUGCGCACAUGAGCCCUACGACAAGCGACGAGGGAGCUGCUCUUCGUACCCUGGGAACACAGAUGGUGCAGGAUGUUGCCUUUCUAGAACAGCCAAAUUUGCUUACGGGCCUGCCGGCCGCGGCCACCAUGUAUGCUCUGAUGCAUAGUUGGGAGCACCAAGUCUUUGUUGUGUUUCGGCGCAAGAGGCUCAAACUCGAUUGGCGCGCCAUUUGGCACGCUUUCGACAACGCCCAUCUGAAGCCAUGCUGUAUCUCUGAGAAGACUGGUGAUGCACGACACCUGAAGCGCUUUGCAAAACCAGCUUUUACGAGCCCCUUGCAACAGCGUCAGAAUGCUAGACUAGCGCUUAAGGAAAGCAUGAUCGUGUCGGUGUAUGUGCUUGUGUGUGUAAGUGUGUGUUCGCGCGGUGCAAUGAGAGACAUGUGUGCUGUGACACCCAUUGACAUUUGUGCACCGCGUCCAGAAGAUGAAGAGCGUGCGGCACCCUGGCCGCGUGGGGAAAUGAUAAACGCGAUGGAUUUGGAAGGGAAAAAAAAAAGUAAGAAGAAAGACCACAAUCUUUAG